This is a messenger RNA of Trichomycterus rosablanca, 3141 nucleotides long. RefSeq names its product NACHT, LRR and PYD domains-containing protein 3-like. Gene Ontology annotation, molecular function: protein binding. The transcript has 11 exons. NCBI's taxonomy places the organism in Eukaryota, Metazoa, Chordata, Actinopteri, Siluriformes, Trichomycteridae. The coding region runs from base 16 to 3141 and encodes 1041 amino acids. The record is from RefSeq and is a predicted model, not a curated record. Gene Ontology annotation, biological process: intracellular signal transduction.
CCCAGCUGUGUGUCCAUGAAGAGUGAUCAGUCACUGGAACCUCCCAUAAAAUUCAGAGAAGGAAAUUCUUCUACUGAUCUGAGGUCAGAAUUAUAUUUUAUAUUCUGUCCACUGAAGAGAAAAAGAUCAGACUCACCUGAACCCAGCUGUGUGUCCAUGAAGAGUGAUCAGUCACUGGAACCUCCAAUAAAAUUCAGAGAAGGCGAUUAUUCUACUGAUCUGAGAGACCAAAAGAAAUUAAAGAAAUCAAGAAGAAGCAGCAGAAAUAAGUUGGACUCCAUUUUCGAGGAGCUGGAGCAGAAAGUCGUCAUCCUGUUGAAGAAUGAGCUGAAUAAAUAUAAGACAAUACUGAGUUCAGAUUACCCAGAAUGCCCUGAGGUGAAGGUAAAGGAGGAUCAGUGUAGUUUCAGAGAGGAGGUAUUGAAGAUCACUCUACAUGUCCUGAAGAAGAUGAACCAGACAGAUUUAGCCAACACACUGCAAACCAAGCUGGUCUCUGUUUAUCAGAAGAACCUCAAAAUCAAACUGAUAGAGAAAUAUAAAAGAAUUAAUGAAGGAAUCUCACUGCCUGGAUCAUCAGUUCUCCUGGAUCAGAUCUACACUGAGCUCUACAUCACAGAGGGUUCGAGUGGCGACGUCAAUAAUGAACAUGAGGUGAGACAGAUUGAAACAACAUCCAGGAGACCAACAACACAGGAGAAACCCAUCAAAUGUAACAACCUCUUUAAAGACACGUCCAUCAGAACUGUGCUGACUAAAGGAGUUGCUGGAAUUGGAAAAACAGUCUCUGUGCAGAAGUUCAUUGUGGACUGGGCUGAAGGAAAAGCCAAUCAGGACGUUCUCUUCAUGUUUCCACUUCCCUUUAGAGAGCUGAAUCUGAUGAAGGAGAAACAUCUCAGUCUGAUGGAGCUUCUUCAUUAUUUUUUUCCAGAAUUAAAAGAAAUAAAAUCAAUAAACUGCAGCACCUACAAGAUCAUUUUAAUCUUUGAUGGUCUGGAUGAGUGUCGACUUCCUCUAAACUUCCAGAACAAUGAGACUGUGUGGGAUGUAACAGAAUCAGCCUCAGUGGAUGUGCUGCUGACAAACCUCAUCAAGGGGAACCUGCUUCCCUCUGCUCUCCUCUGGAUCACCUCUCGACCAGCUGCAGCCAAUCAGAUCCCUCCUGAGUGUGUAGCCCAGGUAACAGAGGUACGAGGGUUCAGUAAUGCUCAGAAAGAGGAGUACUUCAGGAAGAGGAUCAGUGAUGAGAACAUGGCCAGUAAUAUCAUCACACACAUGAAGUCAUCAAGAAGCCUCUACAUCAUGUGUCACAUUCCAGUGUUCUGCUGGAUUUCAGCCUCUGUUCUAGAGAGAAUGCUGGGUGAAGCAGAGGGUGGAGAGAUCCCCAAAACUCUGACUCAAAUGUUCAGCCACUUCCUGAUCUUUCAGAUCAAACACAAGGAACAAAAGUAUCAUGGGAAAUGUGACCCUGACCCUUAUCAGACCAGAGAGACGAUACUGGCACUGGGAAAACUGGCUUUCCAACAGCUGGAGAAAGGAAACCUGAUCUUCUAUGAAGAAGACCUGAGAGAGUGUGGUAUUGAUGUCAGAGAAGUGUCAGUGUACUCAGGAUUGUGCACCCAGAACUUCAGAGAGGAGUUUGGGUUAGACCUGGGGAAAGACUUCAGCUUUGUUCAUCUGAGCGUCCAGGAGUUUCUGGCUGCUCUAUUUGCAUUUAUCUGCUUCAUCAGCAAAAAUCCAACAGAACAACAAACCACUGAUCUGCCUGAUCUGUUCACCAAGUCCAGCAUGUCUGAUUUCCUCAAGAGUGCAGUGGACAAGGCCUUACAGAGUGAGAAUGGACACCUGGACCUUUUUCUUCGCUUCCUUCUGGGUCUCUCACUGGAGUCCAAUCAGACUCUCUUACGAAACCUACUGACACAGACAGGAAGUAAAUCUCACAGUAAAGAGGAAACUGUGAAAUACAUCAAGGAGAAAAUCAGGGAGAAUCCCUCACCAGAGAAAUCCAUCAAUCUGUUCCACUGUUUAAAUGAACUGAAUGAUCAUUCUCUAGUGCAGGAGGUCCAGACUUACCUGAACAGUUAUAAUUACUCAUACUCUGAUUGUCUUAGUGGAAUCAGUCUCUCUCCUGCUCAGUGGUCAGCGCUGGUGUUUGUGUUGCUGAACUCAGAAGAAGAUCUGGAGAAGUUUGAUUUGAGUAAAUAUUACAGAUCAGAUGAAUGUUUUCUGAAGCUGCUGCCAGUGGUGAAAGAAUCCAGAAGAGCUGAGUUGGAUCGUUGUUCUCUAACAGGUGAAAGUUGUGCAGCUCUGUCCUCAGUUCUCAGUUCAAACUCCAACAAUCUGAGAGAUCUGAACCUGAGUAACAAUAAGCUGCAGGAUUCAGGAGUGAAGCUGCUCUCUGCUGCACUGAAGAAUCCACACUGUACACUGGAGAUACUGAGGUUGUAUAAAUGUGAUCUAACAGGUGAAAGUUGUGCAGCUCUGUCCUCAGUUCUCUGUUCAAACUCCUCCAAUCUGAGAGAUCUGAACCUGGGUUACAAUAAGCUGCAGGAUUCAGGAGUGAAGCUGCUCUCUGCUGCACUGAAGAAUCCACACUGUACACUGGAGAUACUGUGGUUGGAUGGUUGUGAUCUAACAGAUGAAAGUUGUGCAGCUCUGUCCUCAGUUCUCAGUUCAAACUCCUCCAAUCUGAGAGAUCUGAACCUGAGUAACAAUAAGCUGCAGGAUUCAGGAGUGAAGCUGCUCUCUGCUGCACUGAAGAAUCCACACUGUACACUGGAGAUACUGAGGUUGUUUUGUUGUGAUCUAACAGGUGAAAGUUGUGCAGCUCUGUCCUCAGUUCUCAGUUCAAACUCCAACAAUCUGAGAGAUCUGAACCUGGGUCACAAUAAGCUGCAGGAUUCAGGAGUGAAGCUGCUCUCUGCUGCACUGAAGAAUCCACACUGUACACUGGAGAUACUGGGGUUGGAACGUUGCUAUCUUACAGAAGAAGGUCUUAUAUCUCUGGCUUCAGCUCUGAGAUCAAACUCCUCAUCACUCCUGAAAGAUCUGAAUCUGAGGGACAAUAAUCCAGGAGAAUCAGAAGUGAAGCUUCUCACUGAUCUACAGGAGGAUCCUCACUGUAAACUGGAGACACUAUAG